AUGUCUUCUAUUAACAGCUCUAUUAACUCCAAAGUACUCUCUUCCUCCAUUAAAUUGCUGACCACUCUUCUAGAAACCCUAACAAUCAGGAUAAUCACAGAUUAUCAAGCCAAGGAUGACAUCAUCCAUGAACUCAUCAAUGGCCUCUCUGCCGAGGCCAGAAUCCAGGAACUCAGACCCAGACAAGGGUCUGAAAGCAUGGGCCAAUCAGGUCCUGUUCAAAAGGAGGAGGAACCCCUCCUCAGUGCUCCAUGCCUCUCGACCCUCAACUCUGACUCCAUUGAUGAACUGGUGGAAGAAGAAGAGGUCAAGCUCAGUCAGCAGUGGGGAGACAAGCUCGACGAGCAGUAUCGACAGUUGGCCAGAAUUAGCUGA
This is a messenger RNA of Guyanagaster necrorhizus, 375 nucleotides long. RefSeq lists its product as uncharacterized. The record is from RefSeq and is a predicted model, not a curated record. The transcript has a single exon. Lineage: Eukaryota; Fungi; Basidiomycota; Agaricomycetes; Agaricales; Physalacriaceae. The coding region runs from base 1 to 375 and encodes 124 amino acids.